This is a messenger RNA of Micropterus salmoides (largemouth bass), 841 nucleotides long. RefSeq lists its product as uncharacterized. The transcript is spliced from 6 exons. The record is from RefSeq and is a predicted model, not a curated record. The coding region runs from base 26 to 787 and encodes 253 amino acids. NCBI's taxonomy places the organism in Eukaryota, Metazoa, Chordata, Actinopteri, Centrarchiformes, Centrarchidae.
AUACCAAACAAAAUGGGGUUUACACAUGCAGGCAGCUGAGUUUCUUUUCUCACCUCAGAAUGAAACAGUGUUUGUUUGUUCAGUCUCUUCAGUCUGUAGGAGGAUGAGGAUGAAGAUCUACAGCUGGCUGUUAGUCUUUAUCCUGGGCUGUAAUGUCAGCGCAGAGAAAAAGCAUAGAAUAAUCAGGCAGAAGGACUCCGUCACUCUGCCAUGUCCUCACCCUGUGGAGGGUAAAGUGACUUGGAGCAGAGAGAGAAACGGAAACAGAGUUGACAUACAUACAGUUGAUGGAGACAGAGACAUAAGACACAUUCAUGACCCACUGAAACGAUACAGUUCAUCAGCAGAUAAGUCACUUCACAUCAGCAGAGCUGCCGUCUCAGACGCUGGAACAUACUUCUGUAAUAAUGAAGCAGCUGUGGAGCUGACGGUGCUCCAAGGUCGUAAGGAACCAACAACAACAACAACUCCUCCACCUCUAACAAGACAAACCACAUCUGAACCUCUUCCAGCAGCAACAACUGCACCAUCCACACCUCUAGUAAACACAGGAACAUCUACAGUUUCCACCACUCAGCCAACGAUGAGUGAUCAACCUCUGACCGCCUACCGGCGACUACUUCAUGGUGUGUUGUUUGGAAUAGGUAUCGUCCUCCUCGUGCUCCUCCUCCUCCUCAUCGUCUUGUUCACUAGGAGAUACAGACAAGGAAAUGAAGGAAGACACCAUGUCUAUGAUGAUGCACUGAUGAAUGGAUUAGAGUCUCAAACUACUAAUAGUAAGACAUGAUUUUUAUUUUUAUUUUAUCUCUAUCUAAUCUAAAGUUAAACUCAGAGCAAGCAA